CCCCAGUUUUUAUCUUGUGGAAGUUCUUACUUUCGUUUUCGUUUUCUACGACUUUUGGAAAAUCUUACAGAAAGUGCCCAAGAUAAUUUCAAACCAUUAUUCGAUUUAAAACAAAUGAAGUUUUAGAACAUCGAAUAGACCAUCAUACUGCAGUUUCUAUAUCUUCUUUUCUGAUGGCAUCGUCACCAGGUGUCCGUGUGUUUGAUGUACCAAAAGAUGCUUCCCAAAGAGAUAUCAAAGUUUAUUUCAGUAACCCGCGGAAUGGAGGGGCUAAAAUCACCAGAAUCUAUUAUCCUCUACAGGGAAACGAUGCAGUGGUUUUGUUUGAGCGUGAGAAAGUUAAUCCAAAAAUAUUUCAAAUGGACCAUGUGUUAAGAGGACGAAACCUAAGGGUCCGACCUUUACAAAGACAGGUUUUCUCCAAGGUGACUGUAGAACUAGGAAAAGAAAUUACUUCGUUACUUGACAAUGAUCCAAAGUAUCUAGAUGACAUUCAGUAUGAUGGCGAGUUGGAGGUGAUUGCAGAAGACAAUUACACUAUAACCGGUGAUUGGUACCAGAUAGAGUGGGCGUGGCAAUACUUGGAUGAUGUAUGUAACAAAAGUGAUGACACAGUUGAAGUCAUACCGAAUGGCAUUGACCAACAUGCACCUGAAACGCUACGGGGAAACAGCGAUGACAGUGUUAUUUUGGGGGCCACAUCCAUUAAAAGUGAGGAUGACGUACCGCUCUUACAAUACCCACAUCAUACGGAACAGGCGUCCGGUUUCCAGCCUUACUGGAAGGAUUCAGACGAGAGACACAGUUCUGAUUCACGUUUUCUUGAUCCAUUCGCUUUUGAUGAUGACGAGUCUGGUUUUAACUUGUUAACUAGAGGCUUAGACAUGCCACACACUGGUUUUCCAUGGUUAGAAAACAACCUUGGCAGGAAACAGCAAACAGGUUAUAAUGUUUCCCGUCAAGACUUCCAAGACGUGCCAUUGACAUACGAAUUUAACGUUUCUUCUUUGAAAAUAUCCGUGUUGAUGAACGAUCUUCUACAAGAGACAACCGAUGCCAUUGUAACGUCUGCAUCCGGCGACCUGUCAGCACAGUAUGGUAUAUCCAGAGUUAUUGCUCAUUCAGCGGAUCCAAAGCUAAGGAGUGAAUGUCGCGAGUAUAUUGAUAGGCAUGGUCAACUCAGUGUUGGAGAUGUCAUGCAUACAAGUGCAGGUGGGGCCUUCGAUAAAAAGGUUGGAUUUGUUAUCCAUGCUGUUGGACCUUCGUGGCGAGAAUACAGAAACGAGGAAUCAGUCCAUAUGUUAACAUGUACCUAUCUCAAUAUCUUCCAGUAUUCUAGUAGUAACAUGUGGCUGACAAAUAUUGCAAUGCCUCUUAUUGGUGCAGGUGGUGUGGGGUUCCCAUUAGAUGUUUGUGUGCAGGCGUUCUAUGAUGCAUUGCUUUUAUUUGUCAUGGAUCCAGAAAACCUUAGCCACUUACAAGAAAUACAUCUUGUUAGUAAUGAUGAAGACAGCACGUGUUCAACUAUUGUAGUUUUGCGAUCCCUGUUAGAUAUUGACCAAAUAUCUACACAGGAAGCUGCGAAAGAUCGGUAUCUGAAGCGGACAGCCGAGUUUGGAUUUAAGGCGAAAAAUUUAAUUAUUGACAGAGAAGAAGAAUUGUUGGGUGUAAAGGAUGAAGGUUUAAAAAGUAACGAACCGGAAGGAAAGCAACCCAUACCUGAGGUAAAACACAGUGGUUAUUUGAAGGAAGUCGAACCAGUCCUGGAAUUAACCGAUGGCGAAACGAUCUCGCUCUCACCCAAGGAAACCACUGUCUCUUUCACAAAAUCGGUUAGCAGUAAUCCAGACAUACUGCGGUCGACUGAACCCGUCACAGAAACAAUUAAAGAAUGGGAUGACACAGAAAAAACAUCUGCAGUCCCCCAAGCUGUAACUGUAAUAGACUCGUCCAGUUCAGACGAAUCCAUUCCGUUUGGAAUGAUUGAUUCCGACGAAGAUGAUACGAUCCCAAAAAAAAACUUAGUCUUGUUGUCAGAAGAUAAACAUCAAUCUCCUGAUGAUACGUACUACAGUGGUAGCUUCUCUGAGAAACACGCUGCAAGCGACCGAGAUACAAAGAUCACAAGCAAUCAAGAUACAAAGAUCACAAGCAGUCAAGAUACAAAGGAAUUAAACACGUCAUUAAACACGCAAAGAGAUACCAGUCUUGACAAAUCAAUUCAAGAGGAAGGCAACGACAGUUCGCUGACCUUUGACAUCAGUGAUUCAAAAGAAGUUAAUGGUUCUAUGGAAGAUGAAAUGCAGAAAUCAAAAGACAUGCCACUUAGUUCAAGGGAUGAAAUAUCAAGUGUAUCACUUCUUUCAACGUCAAAAAAAGGCCGUUAUGACGUGUCUAAAAAAAUGUCGAUGGACAAUGGAAUUGAUGAACAUUACGCAAAAACACAGAUUUCUACAGAGAAUGGAGAUUUGCAUGAAAACAACAGUGACAAGAAUGAAAAUUCAACGAAGACGAAAGAUCUGAGUCCUGAUGUGUAUGUUUUGAAAGUUGACAACGAGAAUACACCCGUGGAUAUCACCGACACAUAGAGAAGGAAAAAUGUAAUCUUAACACAAAUUAUUGUCAUAGCCCUACAUAUUAUGAUUUUUGUUCGGUUAUUGAUAAUAUUACGUCACUAUUUAAUGUCAAAUUACAUGUAUGACAUUCUUAAAAAUAUUCAAAUUUAGUUUUACCCACGUUUAACCAUGAUUUCGAAAAGUGAAACCGACGGCAUUUAAAACAAAAUUGACAGUAAGCAAACAGCAAAGGAUAUCAAGGACAAUUAAAAAAAAUGAAAAUUACAAAAUAAUUUACUUGACGUCAAUUUUGUGCGCGUCCAAGUAAAAUUAUAUGCAUUUCUGGUUAUGUAAAUAUAUAAUUGAACACGUGAUUUAUCUUUGAUGAAAGUAUAUAUCCUUACAUGUACACAAUGUGUGAAAUGAGUUGCUUCAACUUAAAAUAUAUUUUAUGCAGGAAAAGGGUUAAACAUUAAAAUAUGGUCACAAUUCUGAAGUAGCUAGAUAUAUAUAAUGCAAACCAUCUUAGUGCUUACGAUUUGUUGUGAAUCAGGUAUGAUGAUACAUUAUCAUAAUCCCACGCUACGAAGAAGCUUGGAAUAUCGUUUUAGCUCGUCCGUAAUUAAUUUUCGUCUACGGAUGCUAACUCAAAUACUUUAUUACGGAUUGCAUCAGACUUUGAUAAAUGGUCACGUAUAAUUAGAUGCAAAUUCCAACUGAUUUGAUAUCAAUAUCUCAAAGGUCAUGGUCGAAGUCACUCAAAAUGGAUUAAACUUUGAGCAAAAAGUGUUUUCCAGAUGCUUACUCAUAUCGGAUUGUAACCUUGAUGGAUAUAUGGUCACAUUAAUGAGCGGGUGAUCCCUGUAGAUGUUGAUGUUUACACCAGAAAGGUCAAGGUCAAUAUAUAUAAAAAGAUAAAAAUUUGUGCAAACGCUGCUUCCGAAUUCUAAUCAAAUACUACACAUGGGGAUUACAACGUUACUUGGAUCACAUAAAGGAAGAUCCCUUUUGAUUUUUAGGUCACUAUGUCUAAGGUCAAGGUCAAAGUUAAUUAAACAGAAAAGACUCGUACCCUAAAGUAUUUAAAACAUAAAAAAAGUAAGCCAUCAGGUCACUUUAAGCUUACCCCUCUUUAUAUGGGGACGUAGGGUAUGUGAGCUGUCUCACUAAAGGAUUUUUAAUUAGAAGUAUCAUUGAUAAUUUCCUGGUUGUUUCAAGUUUUUAAAGCUUAAAAAUGUCUGCAUUUGCUCCCAAGUCGAAAAUUUUGAUAAACAUCAUAGCCGAUAUAUGAUCAACAUAGAACGAAAGGUUAAAAUGUAAGCAUGGUUUAAUACCUUUAAUACCAUAAUAGAUGAGACCGACGUGAAACUGUUCAGAUUGUCAAGAUAGUUUACGUACUUUCUAUUUCUACCAAAAUGAUCAGAUGACUCCUGAUAGUUUGUUGUGUCAUUGCAAAAUUCAUGUUGGGUUAAUACGAACGUUUUUGGAGGAAAACCCAAAUAACACUUUCAACAAGUUCAGUAUUUAUGUUUUUGUGAAUGAAUGUUGUGUCUACAAAUAAACAUUAGGAACGAUACAUCAUACGAACAUUCUACAAUAAGAUUUGGAAUAUUUAGUUGUACGGGUCCAAAUGGCCGACAAUUACACUUUUGAACGAUACACCAAAUCAAUAUGUUUUAUUUCCCUCUUUGUGAUUGAUUUUAGGAAUAUAACUAUAUAUGUAUGUUGCUUUUGCUAUACACUUAUCGUUUCCUUGAAUGCUUUAGUCGCAUCAUACUGUGCUUGAUGUAACCUUUUAUUUAAGUACAUUUAAUGUAAAUAAAUGCAGUUUUCAUCAUCUCAGCAUAAAAAAAUAUAUGGAAAUGACUUUUUAAGACUUAAAUUUAUAUGUAUAUGCUGUAACUUGUAAAUAUAAACGUGCAUUUCUGUAGCUUAUUGUUUUCACUUUGAAGUGUUACAAAACAAUUUAAUGAAUAAACUAGUCCUAUAUAUGUAA
Mytilus californianus (California mussel) is the source of this 4551-nucleotide messenger RNA. RefSeq lists its product as uncharacterized. Bases 174 to 2588 code for a protein of 804 amino acids. The transcript is spliced from 5 exons. Lineage: Eukaryota; Metazoa; Mollusca; Bivalvia; Mytilida; Mytilidae. The record is from RefSeq and is a predicted model, not a curated record. Gene Ontology annotation, molecular function: transcription corepressor activity. Gene Ontology annotation, cellular component: nucleus; cytoplasm. Gene Ontology annotation, biological process: negative regulation of gene expression.